Messenger RNA from Cloeon dipterum, 1383 nucleotides. RefSeq names its product EARP-interacting protein homolog. Gene Ontology annotation, biological process: protein ubiquitination. The record is from RefSeq and is a predicted model, not a curated record. The transcript is spliced from 7 exons. Lineage: Eukaryota; Metazoa; Arthropoda; Insecta; Ephemeroptera; Baetidae. Gene Ontology annotation, molecular function: protein binding. Bases 145 to 1263 code for a protein of 372 amino acids.
GUUUUUAAAUGUAAAUCUCAUCUACCCACCUGCAAUCCAGACAAUUCCAGAGCACCAUUAGAUGACAUUAACUUUAAAACAAUUUAUAUAAUCUGUCAAUGUCACGGAAGUAAUUCAUACUGUCGCACAAAAUCCGGUCGGAAAAUGCUUGACGAAGAGACGCCUGUUAUUUAUGGACUGGAAUUCCAAGCUCGAGCUUUGGCUGCGCAGCUGGCAGAAACAGAAGCAGUGCGAUUUUAUGUCGGAACGCAAUCUUUAAAGUUUGACAAUCAAGUUCACCGACUUGAGCUGGAUGAAGAGAACAACAUGAUAAAACGAGAGGUUUUUCAUCACGGAGACGGAGAAAUUUGGCACAUCUCUGCCUCGCCGACGGAUAAAAACGUCAUCUCCACAGUCUAUAACCACAUUUCUCCUGAAAAAUCAUGCACGAAACACACUGCUGUGUGGCGCACGUCAGACGAAAUGAACCCCACCACUGAAAUCCGUAACCUGAAAUUGCUUACAAAAUUAAACACCUCUUCGAUGGGCGAAGACAUUAAAUGCACCCAUUUUCACCCAACCGAAGAGAACAAGCUGCUGACAGUUGUCGACGGCACAUUUGCAAUUUGGGAUCUCAAUGCUGCUGGUGGAUCUUGUGAUGCCACAACGAAAGGCGCUAUUGAAGGCAAGGGUCAGCCUAAAUUCUCCACGGCGAAAUGGAAUCCUCACCAAGGAAAGAGUAACUUAGCCACUGCGAAUGAUAUGUUUAUCAGAGGAUGGGAUACAAGGACAAACCAAGAGGCUUGGCUCAUUGAAAGUGCCCACAACCAACUUGUCAGGGACAUCGAUUUUAAUCCCAACAAGCAAUAUUUCCUCGCAAGCUGUGGAGAUGAUGGCAACAGCAAAUUCUGGGACAUCAGAAAAACCAAAGUGCCUGUCGUAACCAGAGCUGAUCAUUCUCACUGGGUGUGGUGCGUUCGGUUCAAUCACUUCCAUGACCAGUUGGUUCUCACUUCAAGCACCGAUUCCAGAGUCAUUUUGCUAAGCGCGGCGUCAAUCUCCUCCGAGCCUUUCGGGCACAUAGUGGAGGAAGAUUCCGUGAAUGAGGAAAAACCGGUGCCUCUGAAGGACGGGGUUUUGGCAGUAUACGAGGAGCACGAAGACAGUGUUUACGCCGUGGAGUGGUCCAGCGGUGAUCCAUGGACAUUUGCUUCGCUUAGCUACGACGGACGGCUGAUAAUCAACCAGGUUCCAAAAUCGGAGAAAUACAAAUUGCUUCUUUAAUUUGAUAAAUUUGAAUAACGCAUUCCUUGUUUGUAUAGUAUCUAUGUUGCACAGAAUAAUUGAAUUUAUUGUACAUACUUUCUUUUCAAUGUGAAAAAUAUAUUUAUGAAGUUUUCCUGA